CUGUCGACCUUCCAGGUCUUCUCGCAGCUUUGCCUUCUCGGAUCUGUCAUUGCUCGGGAAAGCAUCGCCAAGAACGCGGAGGUCAUGGAAGCCAAGGCCCUGACUGCCCAGUCCCCAACACUGGUGACCUUCAAGGAUAUACUUGUGAACUUCACCAGGGAGGAAUGGAAGCUCCUGGACGCUGCUCAGCAGAUCAUGUACAAAGACGUGAUGCUGGAGAACUACAAGAAUCUGGUGUCCUUGGGACAUCAGCUUCUCAAGCCAGAUGUGAUCCUCCAGUUGGAGAAGGGGGAAGAGCCAUGGCUGGCGGAGAGAGGGAUUCGCCAAGACACCCGUCCAGAUUGGGACACUGCAGUUGAAAUUAAGUCAAUUCCCACUAAGAGCAUUUCUAAAAAUAAGCAAUCCUGUGACAUUAAAAUGGAAGGAAUGGCAAAGAGUGAUCUCUGGUAUCUCUCAUUAGAAGAAGUGUGGAAAUGUGAAGGCGCGUUGGACAAGUAUCAAGAAAACCAGGAGAGACAUUUGAGGCAAGUGGCAUUCACUCAAAAGAAAGUACUUACUCCAGAGAGAGUCAGUGAAAAUGGUAAAUUUGGGGCAAACUGUCUCCUUCCUGCUCAACUAGUACUGACAGAAUAUUUCCAUAAACAUGACUCACAUGCUAAAAGUUUAAAAGAUGAUUUAGUUUUUAGUGGUCAUCAGGAAAGCUAUGUAAGUAACAAUAGUGAAUGUGGCCAACCCUUCUGUCGGAACAUUCACCUUAUUCAGUUUGCAAGGACUCAAACAGGAGAGAAAUCCUACAAAUGCCCUGAUAGUGGUAACUCUCAUAGUCAUGGCACAUCCCAUGGUAUAUCGAAGGGUAUACAUAGAGAGAAACCCUAUGAAUGUAAGGAAUGUGGAAAAUUUUUCAGCUGGCGUUCUAAUCUUACUAGGCACCGGCUUAUUCAUACUGGAGAAAAACCCUAUGAAUGUAAAGAAUGUGGAAAAUCUUUCAGCCGGAGUUCCCACCUCAUUGGACAUCAGAAGACUCACACUGGUGAGGAACCCUAUGAAUGUAAAGAAUGCGGAAAAUCCUUCAGCUGGUUCUCUCACCUUGUCACCCAUCAGAGAACCCAUACGGGAGACAAACUGUACACGUGUAAUCAGUGUGGGAAAUCUUUUGUUCAUAGCUCCAGGCUUAUUAGGCACCAGAGGACUCAUACUGGUGAGAAACCUUAUGAAUGUUCUGAAUGUGGGAAAUCUUUCAGACAGAGCACACAUCUCAUUCUGCAUCAGCGAACUCACGUUCGAGUGCGGCCCUAUGCGUGCAACGAAUGUGGGAAGUCUUACAGCCAGAGAUCUCACCUUGUUGUGCAUCAUAGAACUCACACUGGACUGAAACCCUUUGAGUGCAAAGACUGUGGAAAGUGCUUCAGUCGAAGUUCUCACCUUUUCUCACACCAGAGAACCCACACUGGAGAGAAACCAUAUGAAUGCCAUGAUUGUGGAAAAUCCUUCAGCCAGAGUUCUGCCCUCAUUGUGCAUCAGAGAAUUCAUACUGGAGAGAAACCAUAUGAAUGUUGUCAGUGUGGGAAAGCCUUCAUUCGGAAGAAUGACCUUAUUAAGCAUCAGAGGAUCCAUACUGGAGCAGAGACCUAUAAAUGUAACCGUUGUGGAAUCCUCUUCAGCCAGACCUCUCCACGUAUAGUCCAUCAAAUUGCUCACACUGGAGAGCAGUUCCUAACGUGUAAUCGGUGUGGGACAGCGCUUGUCAACAACCCAAACCUUAUUAGAUACCAGGCAAAUACAUAUUAGAGUAAAUACUUAUUAAUAUAAUGAUUGUAAAAUUUUGCAUAAAGAACAGUAACUUUAUUUAGCUUUGGAGAACUGGAGAGGAGC
This is a messenger RNA of Pteronotus mesoamericanus, 1872 nucleotides long. It is a transcript of the gene ZNF10, whose product is annotated as zinc finger protein 10. Gene Ontology annotation, biological process: regulation of DNA-templated transcription. The transcript is spliced from 5 exons. The record is from RefSeq and is a predicted model, not a curated record. Bases 85 to 1788 code for a protein of 567 amino acids. NCBI's taxonomy places the organism in Eukaryota, Metazoa, Chordata, Mammalia, Chiroptera, Mormoopidae.